Messenger RNA from Syngnathus acus (greater pipefish), 2881 nucleotides. RefSeq names its product solute carrier family 9 member A5 (gene slc9a5). Gene Ontology annotation, biological process: sodium ion transport; proton transmembrane transport; regulation of pH. Gene Ontology annotation, cellular component: membrane. The record is from RefSeq and is a predicted model, not a curated record. Bases 1 to 2616 code for a protein of 871 amino acids. The transcript is spliced from 16 exons. Lineage: Eukaryota; Metazoa; Chordata; Actinopteri; Syngnathiformes; Syngnathidae. Gene Ontology annotation, molecular function: sodium:proton antiporter activity.
AUGCCUGCACGCACUCGAGUCACCGCGUCGCUUCUGUCGCUGCUGCCGCUGCUGCCGCUGCUGCCGCUGCUGCCGCUGGCGGCUGCCGGAGCCGCCGACGGCAUCCCCGGCUCGUCUCCCGCUGCCUUCGAGGAGGUUCAGAGCCACGGCGGCGGGUACCGGGUGGUCCAGUGGGAGUGGACCUACGUGCAGACCCCAUACGUCAUCGCCGUGUGGCUCCUGGUGGCCAGCGUGGCCAAGAUCCUGUUCCACCUGUCGCAGCGUUUCACCACGGUGGUUCCGGAGAGCUGUCUGCUGAUCCUUCUGGGUCUGGCGCUGGGCGGCCUGGUCCUGCUGGCCAGCGAGAGGCAGCCGUACCAGCUGGAGCCCGCCCUCUUCUUCCUCUUCCUACUGCCCACCAUCGUGGGCGACGCCGGCUACUUCAUGCCCGCCCGCCUCUUCUUCGACAACCUGGGCGCCAUCCUCACCUACGCCGUGGCGGGAACGCUGUGGAACGCUUUCUGCACGGGAUUCGGACUCCACGCCGCCAAGCUGAUGGGACUCAUCGACGAGCGCGUGCAGGCGGGCAUGAUGGACUUCCUGCUGUUCGGUGCCUUGAUCUCGGCCGUGGACCCGGUGGCCGUGUUGGCCGUCUUUGAGGAAGUUCACGUCAACGACACGCUCUUCAUCAUCGUCUUCGGAGAGUCGCUGCUCAACGACGCCGUCACUGUGGUGUUGUACAAAGUUUACAUUUCCUUUGUGGAAGUCGGCGUGGAGAACGUGCAGACGGCCGAUUACUUCAAAGGAAUCGCCUCUUUCCUGGUGGUCAGCGUGGGCGGCACCUUGGUGGGUCUGGUCUUUGCCGUCCUCCUGAGCUUCCUCACACGCUUCACCAAAAGGGUUCGAAUUAUCGAGCCGCUCUUCGUCUUCCUGAUGGUCUACCUGGCGUACCUCACCGCUGAACUCUUCUCGCUGUCCUCCAUCUUGUCAAUGACGUUCUGCGGCAUCGGCGCCAACAAAUACGUGGAGGCCAACAUCUCGCAGAAGUCUCGGACCACGGUCAAGUACACCAUGAAAACCCUGGCCAGCAUCGCCGAGACCCUCAUCUUCAUCUUCCUCGGCAUCUCCGCCGUGGACAAGUCCAAGUGGGCCUGGGACACGGGCCUGGUGGCCUGCACCCUCGUCUUCAUCUUUAUCUUCAGAGCUGCCGGUGUGGUGGCUCAGACCUGGGUCCUGAACCGCUUCCGUCUGGUGCCCUUGGAGAAGAUGGACCAAGUGGUGAUGUCGUACGGUGGACUGCGGGGGGCGGUGGCUUUCGCCCUGGUGGUCCUGCUGGACGACAAACGUGUCAAGGCCAAAGACUACUUUGUGGCCACCACCAUCGUGGUCGUCUUCUUCACCGUCAUGUUCCAGGGUUUGACCAUCAAGCCACUGGUCAAGUGGCUGAAAGUUCCUCGCUCCACCAGCAGGAAGCCCACCAUCAACGAGGAGAUACACGAGAGGGCGUUCGAUCACAUCCUGACGGCGGUUGAGGACAUCGCGGGACUUCAGGGCUACCACCACUGGCGCGACAAGUGGGAGCAGUUCGACAAGAAUCACCUGAGCAAGCUUCUGCUGAGGAAGUCGGUGUACAGGAAGAGCGAGCUGUGGGAGGCGUACCAGAAGAUCAACAUCCGAGACGCCAUCAGCCUCAUCGACCAGGGCGGAAACGUUCUGACCUCGGCCAGACUCUCGCUGCCCUCCAUGACCAGCGGGGCUUCCUUCCCGGACGCCGCCAACGUCACCAACUACCUGCGUGAGAACGGCAGUGGCGUGUGUCUGGACCUUCAGGUCAUCCAUAACAUUCCUGGUGGCAAAGUGGAGGAGGACAUGGAGACUCAUCAUUUCCUGGCAGAAAACCUCUACAAACCCAGGAGACGGUACCAGUCGCACUACAGCCGUCACUUCAUUUCGGCGGGCGCCAAGGAGCGUCAAGACCGCGAGGUUUUCCAGAGGAACAUGAAGAGCCGCAUGGAGACCGUCAAGUCGGUGCGACCCAAGCGGCACAAGAAGGAGCGAAACGCCAAGAAGCGCCGAGGUUCCGAGGACAAAGCCGGAAGGAGCGGCGGGCAGCGGGACAAAGAGCCCGUGGGGGUUCCUCUGGGCUCCGACGAGGAUGAGGAUCAAGGCGAGCGUUCCGACCCUGAGAAGGAGGAAGACGUCGGUAUCACUUUCAUCGCCGUGAAAGCGGAAACUCCCAAACGACGUCCCCACUCAGUGGCGGCCGACGCUCAUCUGCCAUGGAAAGGCGUGGGCGUGCUGUGGCCGCCGCCCUGCGUGUCCCUGGAGGCCACCAAGGUGAUCCCGGUGGACCUCCAGCAGGCGUGGAACCAAAGCAUCUCGUCGCUGGAGAGCGUCUCGUUGCCGAGACACGAGGGCGGACGGGCCCCCCGCCCCAUCUCUUACACGCCGCCGGGCGGCCCUGUCUCGCCGCCCCCGGAGGAGGACGAGGAGGAGGACGAGACCAGGCCGCUCGUGCCGUCUCUAAAAGCGGCGCUAAAGCCGCCGCCCCCCCGCGUGUACCUGAGGAGCCUGGUGACGGCCCCCCCGCCCCCCGGCAGCGAGGACCCCUGUGGCCGAGGCCCCACCCAGCUCUAAGCGUGCCAGGAGACAAUUGUUGUCAAUCACUGUAGGCCUGCAAAAUAAAAAAAAAGCAGCGACGCUCCCCAGAAAGGGCCACCGUUCCCUGGAGAUGUCGUGAGGAGAGGCGGCCAAGCGCUUCAUUUGGCCAAACAACAACAAAGCUAGCUUGGCAACUCUGCGUGCACUUUUUUUUUUUGCACUGGCACAUGCAAUGAUCUCCUCCAAUGUAUUUUCUUGUGGGAACAGAACUAAACAGUAAAAUGAUGCGUAUGACACAAAA